AUGGCUGUCGUGGUGCUCUUGUUGCACUGGAUCAGCAUUUCCAUGUCAUAUGCCGUCCUCCACUUUGCGCCUGCCCAUUCCAUGAGCGUCAAAAGUCGAAUACCGUCCAACUCUCGAAUUGGGAGGCCUGGAGUUGCUGCAGCUGGUAACAGUUGCCCUUCAUUUCUUGCUCGGGGGGUCUGUACCAACUCCUGCGGAGCCUGCAUAGGCUGCUGGGUUCCAAAUUUUUGUUUAAAUGCUCCGCUUCCCACCACUCAGAGAGGUUUUGUCGGCAGAACCCAUAUAUUUGCAUGUAGACCUCGACCUAAGAAGGAAAAGGCGCGAAGAAACUACCAAAUUGCGAAGCAGCAAAAGCAAGUAAGGCAGGAGCGUUUAAUCCAACGCCGACAGCAGCUGGAGCUUUUUAGAGCGCAACAGCGACUGCUUUCGCUUUCGGAAACGAACACGGAAUCAAAGGAUCUCGACGAAACUCAAGUACAAACUAGUGAAACUGGAGGCUCGUUUAGUUCAGAUGGGUUCGUAGCCACAGCAGGGCCAGCAAAGCGUGAAGUUCCUGGCGGAAUCAACUCCCCUCUCCCUGCCCGCAUCAACUACCGUCUUGUUGGUGGGACCUGGAGAAGAGCACGCGGGCAAAGUAAGUUUGUGAGGCUCUCGGGGGCACAAAUGGCAGCAGCUAUUUUUCAGGGUCUCCCUGAAGACGAAGUUGCAGCUGCAGUGGCGAAGGCGAAACGCCAAGAUGAGGGUUUUAUGGACUUAGAGGCUUAUGAUGACUCGGACUCGCAGUAUGCAACUCUGGAGGGGAUGAACUAA
Molecule: messenger RNA, 810 nt
Organism: Eimeria necatrix
Lineage: Eukaryota; Apicomplexa; Conoidasida; Eucoccidiorida; Eimeriidae
Exons: 1
Coding region: 1-810 (269 amino acids)
Source: RefSeq, a predicted model, not a curated record